Molecule: messenger RNA, 1961 nt
Organism: Rubroshorea leprosula
Lineage: Eukaryota; Viridiplantae; Streptophyta; Magnoliopsida; Malvales; Dipterocarpaceae
Source: the annotation of a GenBank genome assembly
ACUUUCACGAUUUUGCUUCUAAAUUCUUGCUAAAUCUCUGUGGUUUCGUGCGGUCUGUGCUUUGUGUGAGACUUCAACAACAAUUUCCCAAGACCAAAAUCAGAAAUUGAGGAGAUGUCUUUAGAAGGGACAAUGAGUGUAGUAGGGAGUGAGGUGAUGCCCCUGGAGUAUGGUGGCAUGGACUCGAAGAGCAGUCCAUCUCCAUCUAGUUCGAAGAGGACGGUGGAGGAGAGAAGGGAGCGAAGGGUAGUAGAAGAGGAGGAAGAUGAAAUUCCUUCCAAUGUUAUAGAGGUUGAGGGUAACGAAGAUGGGUGCUAUGACCAAGAUUUAGACAUAGUAUCCGAGGUGAGGGGGUAUGUGAGUGAAUUGGGUAGUAGGAGUAGCCUUAGGGAUCUGGUAGGGAACUGUAACCUUCCUCACCAUGUCCUAAUUAGGCCUGUCGGGGGUGGGGGGAAGGGUGAGAAGGAGUGGUACUACUUCGGCCCUCGGUCGUCCAGCAAAGAGAAUAAGGGUUUAUUCACUAUUGGACCGUCAUCCAUCAAAGGGUGGAAAGAAAAAUUCUUCUUUGUGGAUGACACCGAGUGGAGUAUGGGGGAUGCCAAAGUAGAACAAUUGUCUGCUUGGAAAGCUAAGAAGACCAAGCAGAACAAUUAUAAGUUGAAUGAGGAUGAAGUGGAGGAGGUUGAGAAGCUGGUGAGGGAAGAAGGAGAUUUAGUGGAUAUCAUGUACCUCACCAACGCGGAGGCAAUAAAGGCUGCCAAGCUUUAUGGGCCGAGCUCAUUGAGUGAAGCUGAGAUGGACGAAUUUCUAAAUGCUGCUGGAGGGUUGGCCAUCCCCAAGAAGCCUAGGAAGAAGUCAAAGACUUCGAAUGUGGCAGACAAGGAAGUAGCAGAGAAAGAGCGCCUGCCUAGCACCUCUGCUCGAGCACUGGAGAUGCAUUUGUUCGAGGCAACGAACACUACUGAAGCGAAGCGAUUCCUCAACUCAACGCUUCCUGAGGUGGAUAAGAGGCAGGCGAGGGAAGAAGCGGUGAGCCACCUGGGUGCCGGUGUUAUAAGGCACGCCUUGGAGAGUGCGAGCUGGGUUAACGCUCUAGCGCAUGAGUACGCGAAGAGCAUGAGAGAUUGUGCCAGCUGGCAGAGGCAAUGUGAGGCCCUACUAGAAGAGAAAGAGGAGCUGCAAAAAAAGAAUAAGGAUAUGCAGAGGAAGCUAGAUGAGGUUGUGCCAACAGUGAUCGAGCUCCAAAGCGAUAGAGACACCUUGAGCACAAGACUUAUCUUCGAAGAACGUAAAAGGAAGAUUUGUGAAGACAAGCUUGAUGCGCAAGACAAGUAUAUCGAGAAGAUGAACCAAGGGAUGGUGGAAUUGAAAAAGAAUGUGGAACUGUUGGUUCACAACGGGAUGGAGGAGCACAUUGGCAACUUCUUCAACUCCAGCACUUUUAAGAACAUCGUCAACCUCUACCAGCUACCGACCGCCAUUUUGGCCUUCACUGACUAUAGAAAGAAGGUGAAGGCUCAGUACCCAGAGGUGGACGUCACAACGAUCAUUUUUGGUGAACAAGAAGAAGGAGUGGAGGAGGAUGGUGAAAGCCUCUCUACUGACUUCCGGCCUCUAAUCAAGUUAAGGUGGGAGUGUGAUGCAGAGGGGUGCACUAUCUUUCCUCCAGACUUCGAUGCCGAGUUGGUGGCCAUAGAGGAAGAGGAAGAAGUGCUAGAUGCUGGAGAGGAGAACCAAGCAAGCCCGGCCGAAGUCCAACCUCCUAAGGUUCAUCCAGUCUCCUCUGAUGAAGUGCAGUAGCUAGUUCUUCCUGAAGCAGAAGCGCUGCCUCUACCUGUUGGAGAUGAGCCGCCUCAACCACCUCUUCCUACUGAGGAGCAGCUUCCUCCCUCAGCAGAUUAGCUUAAGAGUUUUUGUUUUAUUUUUGUUAGUUGUGUUUGUAAUAAACAACAAUUUUGUAA